CAUUGCGUAAUACAGCCCCUAAGAUAAAACCAUUCGUACAGCUCCAAAACGCCCAUUGGAGUUGUUCCAAGGUUUCAGGAUUUUAUCUAACCUACCCAUUGUCGAAGAUCCGAUACCCCAUUGUAUUGCUCGACUAUCUGCUCAGGGAUUAGGCUCACGGAACAAUAGGCCCAAUCUUGGGAGGACAUGAAUUGUUCGAAUUUGCUUCUAAGGGGCCAGUAAACGUGAUGGUAACAGCGGUAAUUGAUACAUAACUCCACAGGUAAUGGCUGUUGGUGGUACGUCAUUAUGUUGUGUCCAUUCUGCGCAUCUACCUUUUGAACUCGCGAUGGUGCCACCAAUUGUCAUGAGAUGCUGUAUCAGCUCCAGCAGAUCCGGCGAAUGACCACAAAAUUUGAUCCGACAGACGAACACAUUAACGCCCAUAUCCGUCAACAUGCAGAGCUCCGACAUCAUCGAAAAAUCACUUAGCAGCGUAUCUGAUCUGCGGCAGUGGUUGCAUUUACGGGGGAUGCAGUGAGAUACAUUGCCGCAACCUCCAAGCCCCGCCAGUGGUAACGGAUGUGAACGAUGGGCAGCGGAGCAAAUGUAGCUGUCCCUCUGAUUGCGCGGAUAAUAAUUAUUGAAUAAUUUACUAUGGAUCCUUUCAACGCUUCGAUUCUUACGCCAGUCAUCGAUGGCACCGAAAGUUACCCUGGGAUGGAAUCGGCUAUAGCCUUCAUUAGCAAGUGGGCCCGUAUUGUCUGCAUCGCUAUGGGGAUUCCUGGUAAUGUAGUUGCGUUCUUGGUUACCAUUCGGAAGGACAACCGCCAUCUCAGCGCAUGCGUAUUCAUGGCAUCGCUGGCGAUUGUUGAUAACAUCGUCCUACAUCAGCGGAUGCUGUAUGGUAUCCUCAUUGCACUGAAUGAGGAAUUUCUACUCAAUAAAACAUUUCUAGGAUACUGUUGGUACUCGGGACGAUUCGGAGCCAUAGCAUCUGGCCUACUUCUGGCCGCAAUGACCGUUGACCGGGCCAUUUGCGUUGCGUUCCCAAUGAGGGCCGUGGAUCUAUGCACAGCAUCGAAGGCCCGAAAGAUCGCUAUGGUCAUCAUAUUAUCACAGGCACUUAUCUUCCUCAACGUAUUCUUCACCUACGAUAUUCUGGCCCCAGGGCACCUGGUAAGAAGUGUACCAACAGCCCCCUGGGUCGGGGCACUCUUCGAUAUAUACGAACUGGUAAUGGGCGCAAUCUUACCCUUUUCCCUCAUCGCUAUAGGUAACGCUGCCAUUAUCAUAUCAGUCCGCCGCGCAGCCAAUCGGCGCGCAGAAAUGUCAAAAACGGAUAUGACGUCACAGAAAAGUCGUCUGCAGGAGAGGAGCAUCACGAGAAUGUUAUUGUUUGUCUCAUUUGCGUUUUUGAUAUGUCAGUUCCCGUAUCGAGUUUCUGGAAUAUUGUUUGAAAUUCCUGGGGUAAUGACUAUGUACGAUAUGAAUAGCCACUACUGGAAAACAAGAAGUUUGUUGCAGAAAAUAGUUUUUACUGAGUUAUUCAUGGCGAGUUUUGCUGUAAAUUUUUAUUUGUAUUUUCUAGGCGGCGGUGAGAAAUUUCGGCAGGAUUCAAAGCAGUUGCUUCUAGUUUGUUUUAAGCGUCGCCGGGCUACAAAUCAACGAACGUAAUAUGAAAAUUAUAUAAAAGCAUUCACCUUUCGAUCCGUGCGUUGUGAUUUCAUUUUACCCUCACCAGGUGAACGGAUCAGCUCCGUCACUGAAGUGUUUUUUUUUAUUCUCCAUGACCGAGGACUACGCUAUGUGAUUCGUGUUGUCCAGGCUGGUUUUUUGGUAGUGAAAUCAGACGCGUCCGAUCAGGUGAGGCUGUAUACUGCUGAAAAAAACCCUCCAUUUUAUGUCAUUAUAAAACCCACUCGAAGGACAGGCUGGCGGCUUUUCCUUCACUGUGUCUGCUCUUUUUUAGUUUCAUCAGGUAAUUGCUUGCUUAUGAUUUUCCAAUUUGGCCAACAUCAACAAAACUUUCGCACUACGCAGAUGCUGACAUAAUGUAGUUUGGACUUUAUGGUAGCCCGUAAUAUUACGACGCAGCGUCAUUUCCACUGUAGUCGGAGUAGCAGGCUCUCUCACGUCACAGUAAGUCGAAUUUAUUCACGCUUGUACGAGGAAUAUAUUUAGCGAUGAAUCUUACAUGACCCGGGCCCUUACUGUGUAUUUUAGUCACCUGCAGAUGGCUAAAUUAGCCCCUCUGCUCCUACCUUACCCCCCUACCAUAGUCCCCCUUUCAGCUCAAGAACCGAUCAAACUAUCAACACUGACUUGACCAUUGACCAGUUGUCACCAUAUGAAGAAUCGUGCGCUUAUUUAAAUUACAGAAGAUACAUGUAUGGUAUUUGAACCUGUUUCUUUCUUGUUUAUGGCCGAAAAUUCAACUUGAUCGGUCAUGAAAUGUCCACUCUGGGUAAGUUACCUCAGUCACAUUAGUAUAUGUGCUCUUCCAACCCCUGCUCAUUUAACCACUUAACAGAUAACAGAGUCAAUGGACUCGUCGUCAAAGGCAUCAUGAUCAUGACUACUGUUGCACUGGUAACCUUGUAGUAAUACUGACGCACUCAUUUUAUUACGCUAAGAACCUUAUCUGUCGUUAUCAUUAUUCUUGUAGAAGCCUUAUCUGUAACGUAGACAAAUAGAUAAAGCCAAAGGAGAAUCUGAUAAUGCUGGUCAAAAACUCAAGCAAUCCGUAUUUUUUGUUAAUAACAAAUUCAGUGAGCUACAAAUUCGCCAAUCACGUGACUGAUUUUAGGACAGACCUGAAGCAGGAGGACCAGCAUUAUUCGUUUUCAAGGUUGUCCUGCGGUCGAAACUAUUCGAAUGUGUCGACAACAGGCCUACUAUUAGGAUGAAACUAUAUGAUUAUUCCCGAGUGCUUUUGGCUUUUUUAGAGAGGCUGCGACCAAGUUCUGGUGGAUGAUGAUUUUAGAAGGGCAUGACGUGUUACAUGCACGUCAUCCGCACGGCAUUGGACCAUGAACAUGACGUGCUAUGCGCGUCAAACGCAGCGAAAGGGUUAAUGCAGGCUUAUCAUGCAUGAUCUUCUUACUUGAAAAAGUUCAGUUGGAAAAAAUUAUGCCGUAGAUUUCUCCCUAUUAAUAUCAAAAUUAUCUUGAUGAAAUCAAACAUAGGUGAUGGAUUUUCAUAUGUGGGCGACCCCCGAGAGGAUUGGAUCCCUAGUUUCAUAAUUUGAUAUCCAACAGUGGAGUGUAGAGGCUCUAUCUCGGACGUGCAUACUGUUUUUAAAACAAGGAACUACAGUCCAAGUCGCAAUUUAUAACAUCCCCUAAGCCGCAUCAUUGGCGUAACAGUGGGGCGCAUAGAUCGCGCGCAAGUCACACGUAUAAGUCGCACGUAAUACACGCGGGACAUAGAGAUAUGCGCGUCACUGGUGUGUCAUUGGCGCACAGCUUGGAAGGAUGCGCGAAGCAGGAAGCAUGUCAAUUGUGACGUGUUACCCUUGGCUCAAAAUUAGACCGUGCUGCCAUCUGUCGUCGAUGAUUGGAAAUAAGCGUAUGUACGCAAUUUGAAGUCAUAUCUCAUGUUGCGUACGUACUUCACUAUGAUUGGUUACUGUGUGAUACACACAUUGAUUUCAUGACCUAUUAGGAGAAGUAAAAC
Lineus longissimus is the source of this 3657-nucleotide messenger RNA. RefSeq names its product thyrotropin-releasing hormone receptor-like. The transcript is spliced from 3 exons. Gene Ontology annotation, biological process: G protein-coupled receptor signaling pathway. Bases 637 to 1656 code for a protein of 339 amino acids. The record is from RefSeq and is a predicted model, not a curated record. Gene Ontology annotation, cellular component: plasma membrane. Lineage: Eukaryota; Metazoa; Nemertea; Pilidiophora; Heteronemertea; Lineidae. Gene Ontology annotation, molecular function: G protein-coupled receptor activity.